GAAAUUAAUAAUCGUCAAGAAAUUCUGAAAAAUGCACAAGUUUUAGAAGAAGAAUAUUUUAUAACUCCAUUGCAAAGUCAUAAAAACAAAUCAUGUGUAUAGAUAAUGUAUUAAAAAAUAUAGGUACAACGUUUAUGAACUUUUCUAAAAAUGGAUUCAUUUAUGGAUCGCAAGGUAAUAUGCUUCUUAGAAAUUUGGAGGCACAUUGGUUCUUACAUUGCGUUACUAUGUCACCUUACAAUGUUUUUCUAACUACUAACGAUAUGAUUAAACAUAAUCUACAAGUAUUAGAUAAUAUGAAUAUAAAUGAAAUACCUUAUGGACUUGGUAUAAUAGAAGAUACAAAAACUUCUUGGAAUCAAUCAAUUUUGCCAAAAGAAUGUAAGGUGGCGUCUCAUAAAAUUGCUAAAACUAUUACAUUUGUACAUAAUUCUCAAUCCAAAGACUUGUUUUAUAAAAAACAAAGAGAACGAAAAAUGUGGUGGCGUAAGCUUACUCAAAAUCCUUCAAGAUUUCUACUUACAGAAUCAAGAAAGUCCAAAAAUCGUGAGAUCAUUGACAUAGAAGUAUCAUUUCCUUUUGGUAAUAUUAUUGUAGAAUCAAUUAUUUAUCAACACGAUGUUCAGAAACUAUUCUUAGAGACUAAAAAUUCUAAAUAUGAUAUUGGCGAUGUGCAAAUGAUUGAACAUAUUGCUUCCUUAGAUUGGGGUUGUUUAGCAUUACUUUCUGAUAGUUACGAAGAUGGUAAAUCUAAUCAAAUAUUGUUACACCCAAAGAUUUCACCGUAUAAAGUUGCUUUUUCCGUUGAAAAAGAAAAUAAUGAUACGGAUUUGGAUGCAGAAAAGUUAAAUCGUUUUAUUAUUUAUUUAAAUAAUAUACUGAGAACAAAAGGUUUUGAAACAAUAUUAGCAAAUACAAAAGAAGUUAUUGAAAUGUGCUUAAUUCCUUUUGUUGUUAGCGUAACUCAGACUAGUCUCAAAAAUGGCAUAAUACGUAUUACGAGUAGAUCAACGACCCUUGCAGAGGCAAUUCAUUUUACAGAUUUGGCGAAAUAUAUUGGUUUGCGAUGUGGUCGCUCAACGUGACAAAGAAUCAAUAAUGUAAAUCUAAUCAUUAUCUUCAUUUUAUAUUUUAUUUUUCUAAGAUUAUAUUACCAAUCUUGAUGCAUCUUUUUUUCUUUUUACAAUUUCUCAUUCAAUAAGAUACUAUUUAUAGUCAAUAAUCUUCAUAAAUGGCAUUGACAAAUAAAAAAUAAAUAAUUAUUUUGAAU
Polistes canadensis is the source of this 1270-nucleotide messenger RNA. It is a transcript of the gene DNApol-gamma35, whose product is annotated as DNA polymerase subunit gamma-2, mitochondrial. The transcript is spliced from 2 exons. NCBI's taxonomy places the organism in Eukaryota, Metazoa, Arthropoda, Insecta, Hymenoptera, Vespidae. The coding region runs from base 93 to 1085 and encodes 330 amino acids. The record is from RefSeq and is a predicted model, not a curated record.